AUGCUGCCCACUUCCAUGAAGGCGCUCGUCGCGCUGCUCGCCGCUGCUUCUUCCGUUGCUGGCUCUCCUGUUCCCACCAAGCGCGCCCCCACUUGGGCUGACCGCAACACGGCGACCAUCCACCCUGGUGUCAACACCAACACGGCUGGCAGCUGCACUUCAAACUUCAUCUUCUACCAGGGCAGCGAUAUCUACAUCGGCCAGGCGGCGCACUGUGCCAGCACGGGCGAGUCGACCGACACUGACGGCUGCACGUCGGGCUCGCUGCCCGAGGGCACCCAAGUUCAGAUCACGGGUGCUUCCAAGCCAGGCACCCUCGCCUACUCGUCGUGGCAGCGCAUGCAGCAGCGCGGCGAGACCGACGCCAACACGUGUGCGUUCAACGACCUGGCGCUCGUCCUCAUCGACCCUGCGGACCACGACAAGGUCAAUCCCACCGUGCCUACCUUUGGCGGCCCCAACGGCCUGAGGUCGAGCGGACUGGCCAGCCUGGAGCAGGUGUACAGCUAUGGCAACUCGAUUCUUCGCGGCGGCGUGACACUGCUCAGCCCCAAGUACGGCGUCAACAUCCAGGAGCAGGGCGAUGGCUGGUCGCACAACGUCGGCACCGUCUCGCCUGGUAUCCCCGGUGACAGCGGCAGUGGCUUCAUGGACAAGUCUGGCAACGCAUUCGGCGUGCUCAGCACGCUGCAGUUUGCUCCUCUGCCCGCCUCAAACGGCGUCGGUGACCUCGCCAAGGAGCUCGCCUACGCAAAGACGUUUGACGACUUUGCAGGCAUCCAGCUCGCCACGGGCACCACACCUUUCGCCGUCGCCCUGCCCGACCUCUCCACCGGCCUCGUCUCCAGUGCCAAGGCGCUUGGUCUCGGUGCCUAA
Molecule: messenger RNA, 876 nt
Organism: Moesziomyces antarcticus
Lineage: Eukaryota; Fungi; Basidiomycota; Ustilaginomycetes; Ustilaginales; Ustilaginaceae
Exons: 1
Coding region: 1-876 (291 amino acids)
Source: RefSeq, a predicted model, not a curated record